Messenger RNA from Sardina pilchardus (European sardine), 780 nucleotides. RefSeq lists its product as uncharacterized. The coding region runs from base 16 to 780 and encodes 254 amino acids. The record is from RefSeq and is a predicted model, not a curated record. NCBI's taxonomy places the organism in Eukaryota, Metazoa, Chordata, Actinopteri, Clupeiformes, Clupeidae. The transcript is spliced from 5 exons.
GGCUCGGUUGCAGACAUGAUGUGUUAUGGUGUCCUUCUCAUGCUGACUUUAUCAGAAGUUUCAGAUGGAAACUAUUUUAUCUGUAAAAUUACCAAGUCCAUUACAUGCCAUGGAGUACAAGGAGAACCUCUUUUUCUACAGGUGAUGCCUGAUGCCACUGGAUAUUACCUAGUUUUAAAGGAAAUAACCCAGAAUGGUACGAGAGCGAUUUUUAGAUAUAAAAGAAACCAGUUUAUGUUCUUCAAAGAAACUUCCAGUUGGUCUGAAAUGCAGAGAUGGCACUUUACUGCAAAGAACGGGACUAUAUCUAUAAACCCAGCAACAGGAGACUCAGGAACAUAUCGAGUAGAGAUCCUCAAUGACGGCGAAGGGGAAAAUGUGGUUAACAUCACAUUUCAGAUUGAUAUUCAAAAUGCACAGAGCACUGUGACAUCCACUAACACACUGAUUACUGUCAAUGACAAUGCCAAGAUGGACACACCUGUUUACAUGAUUUUAACAUCAGCUUGUCUUGGCGUGAUCCUGCUGUGUGGGACUGUGGGUGUGCUCUAUGCCUAUGGCAGAGGAGAACACACACACACAAACCAGCUGAGACUGGAGAACGUUGAUGCGUCCAUACUGAAAAGAAGACAGGCAAAGCAACCAGAACAGGAGAGUUGUCAGGAGGAGAUGGCCAAUUGGGAGGUGAACUUGCCUACGGCCAGUAUGGAAUCUCCGAUUGUCGAGCCAGAGGAGAUUGUGUAUGCUGACGUUCGAUAUUCAAGAGUGACAGAGGAUUGA